GUGGACGUCCGACGCGCACAAGAUCACCAGCCAGUCUUUCGAGUCGGUGCUAAGCCGCUUCGUCGGGGCCUCCGCCCACGUGAAGUUUGCCAUCCAUGUGCUAAUGGGCAAGACCAUGCGUGCUCAGCCGCUAGACCCGCCCAUCAAUUUCAUUUUAAUAGCCGCCAAGAAAUUCCCCGAGCAGGGGUUCCUGCGCGCGGCCCUCGAGAGCACGAAGCAGCUCGAGCUGGGGAAGACGCAGCGCGCCGCUCGACGCGCGUUGAGGAGGAAAGAGUAUACGUUUGGACUCGUCGACGCGCCCGUGAUCGCGCUGACGGAGCUGCAGGGCAUCAAGAUCACGUCCGAGGCGAAGAGGCUGCUGUUUACGACCGUCGUCAACCAAGCUGGCUCGGCGGUCCAACACUUCAACGGCGAGAAGACUGGCUUGACGCAUCCACGCGAGAUCAAGAUGAUCGGCCUUCUGAUCAAGAACUUGGCGGCGUUUGCCGAGGCCCAGAAUGAGCUCGUCGAGGCGGGCCAGACCAUGAGCGAUGAUGGCGUGAAGAAGCCCGUCCAGUCAGAGACGUCGACCAGCUUCGAGGACGCGGCCGAACAGUUUCUCACCCGCCUCAGGGGCCGCCUCUGCUGCUCGGGGAACUCGGCCGGCCUGCUUUUUGUAAUGCGCGAGAAGGUUGAGAAGGCGGCCCUCGUCUCCAAGCAGGCCACGCCCGAGCAGGUCAAGGGUGCGAAGGCGGCGCUGGCAGAGGUACCCCGCCCAGAUCCAUCGCAACAAUCGGGCAACAGGGGGCGGCGGUGGUAA
This is a messenger RNA of Prorocentrum cordatum, 799 nucleotides long. The record is from the annotation of a GenBank genome assembly. Lineage: Eukaryota; Dinophyceae; Prorocentrales; Prorocentraceae.